Plasmodium inui San Antonio 1 is the source of this 8994-nucleotide messenger RNA. RefSeq lists its product as hypothetical. NCBI's taxonomy places the organism in Eukaryota, Apicomplexa, Aconoidasida, Haemosporida, Plasmodiidae. The transcript has 3 exons. The record is from RefSeq and is a predicted model, not a curated record. Bases 1 to 8994 code for a protein of 2997 amino acids.
AUGUUAUGUUUGGAUAAAGAGGAUGAGAUAAAAUUUUCCAAAAAAGUCUACGCGCCGCGAAAUAAGCAGGAGGGGAGCAGACGCCCCAUUAGUGGGGGUGGACCGGACGAGAGGGUGCACCUUGGCAAUGGGCAACAUGGGCAAAAUGACCCAAGUGAUCCCAGUGGUCUGAGUGCCCCAAAUAAUACGGCGCUUGACGAAAAUGCCCCGAGCAACAGCACCGACGGAAUAUCCACUAAUGAAGUCAUUUACAUAAACACCAGCUCGUGCAAUUCCUUCGUCUUCAUAAUCACGAAAAUUUGCUUCUAUGUGUUUGACAAUUACGACUUUUCCUUCGUUAGUUUAUACGCUUUAAAACAUGACAAUGUUGACAAGUACGGGCACCACAACAAGGUCGUUUUGUCACCCGUUGACAACACUAUAUAUAUAGUCAGCACAAAUUUUCAAUAUGUGUAUGCGUACAAUAUAGCUAACAAGAAUGACGUUGUUAUGUUGGAUUAUGAAAAGAAUGCACACUCGAUAAAUAUUUUGGAAUAUUCUGAUGAUGACUCGAGUGAAAAUGAAAAUGAAUAUUAUGCUUACAUCACGUAUAUUAAGAAAAAGUAUAGGAAAAAAAAAAUACAUAAAAAUGUGUGUAUAAAACUGUUGACCGUUCUGUACCUCCCCAUUCCUUCCAAUUGCCUGAUGAUAACGAAAAAUAACAUUUUAUUUUUUUCCUACGACACGGAUGAAAUAUUCAUUUCGGAAAAUGUGAAAUCUGUCUUGGCUGCCACCUCGCGUCAUACCAGGGCGGCGCCUCGGAGCAGCGUUAUUCCCAACGAGGGAAAAAAUGACGCACAGAACAAGAAAUUCCUUCCAAACGGAAAUAGGGGCGACAGUAACAAUAGUGUUAACAAGCUUGUUAUUAACACACAGAUUGUAAGCCUUAAGGGAAUUUAUUUUAGUAGAAGAGCAAGGGGGGGCAAAAGAUUCCUAAGGACAACUAAAGAGGAGAAUAAUAAAAUGUGCAAAGGGAACCAAGCCCGUGCAGAUACCAAGCACAUCUUGAGUCUGCUUCAACGAAUGAAGGCGUACUGCAACCAGCUGAGACGCGGCUUGCUUCCAUCGUGUUGGGAUGCCACAGCAAAACGGAAGAGGAAUAAAAGAAGGAUGAACAAUAAUGCCAAUCCAAGUGGUGAUGUCAAUCGAAGCGGUGGUGACAGUACCAGUCAGACGAGGCGCCACUCAGGCUGGAAGAUCUGCAGGCCCACCUACCUGCACGGCGCCAACCGAGAAAAAAACCUGUACAAGUUUAUAAGGAGCAAAAAAGUCGGCAUAACAAAUAAGCACAUGAGAAGAAUCGCCAAAGAAGGAAUUGUCAAAGUAGAAUUUAGCGAGCACAACGAUUAUGUCUUACUACUGAGUCGCGAGGGAGAUUUUUACAUUUUCUCCUUUUUUCGUCAUUUUUUCAAUGUUUCGAAAAGUGAGUCCUGUUACCAUUCUGGGAGGAAAGUCCACGCGGGGAACCUCAAGGGGCUGAAAGGGACAGGCACAGAACGUCAAAACAUGCAGAAAAGAAAAACGAAAAAAAAAAAAACACAGCGAGGGACGGAGCAAACAAGUAGUCCUAACCAUUGGACAAGUGCUAAAUAUGACAAAGGUGAUGCCACUCACAAUGAGAAAGUAACAAUCCCUCGUAAUGAAAUCCAAUGCAGCGAUAACCAUGUAAGGAAUAGAAAACGAAAACCGGUCAUUGGCAUUUACGUGGGUACCUCUAUAAUAGACGUGAGCAUGAACAUUUACAGAAAAAUGAUCCUAGUGAUAACCGAAAAUUUGAUCAUAAAGGCAUAUGGGACUUAUCCAUACGUGUGCAAACAUACCUUCGAAAAGAGCAUAUUUACAAUAGACACAUUUAAUGCGUGGAGCAAUUCACACCAUUACUACAACUUCCUUCUCUGGAACAAGCAACAUAAUUUUUUUCUCAUCUCCGUAAAUGAAAACAGUUAUUACAUUUUUAACACGAAUGGAACUUUGUACUAUUCGAUGAAGCAGGACUCUUCCUCCCAUGAUGGAUCAAACGAAAAUGUGGACUACGUAGAAAAUAAUCCUCAGGAUGGUUCUACUCAUCGAAGUGAUGAUGAAGGGAGAGAUCUUUCACCUCCACCUGGGGUAGCCUCUCCAGAUGGCGUCCCUCCCAAACGAAGCGCAAAACGUACAUCCUCAUUCUGCAGCAAUGCAUUGGCUAGAGGUAAAAAAAAUAGCAUAAGACACGCACAUGUAAACAUAUCCUUCGUCUUUAAUGAUUUCAAACUGUUUCAUGCCAAUUGGAAAGACGAAAGGCACCACUAUAUCACAGUAAAAAAUGUCUUAUACCUAAAUGACAUAUAUAGUAAUAACAAAACAUUCCACUAUAAUAGUAAUUAUUACACAAAUGAGAAGAGUCAGAGAGUAUACAUUGGAUUAAAUAACAUCGUCAUGUUCGAUACGAACAUCAAUAAUUUUAAUUUGAGUAACCACGAGAAGAAUGUACUGAACAUAAAGGAGAUUAUAACUCCUUUUAAAUACGUGAAAAAGUGCUACUCAAACUUUAGCAACACGUACAUGCUAAUCAUUUUUAAGACAAUCUGUAUUUACAGCUUUCAAAAAAAAGCCUUUUCAUAUUUUGUCGAUGAUUAUCUCAAGUUCUUUUUUCACAACUAUCCUGCGGGAUGGUUGUUUGAUGAUAUUUUUUUUGUCACAUGUUUGCACAACAAAUAUGAUGAAAAUAAUUUUCGGCACUUCAAAAGGAAGGAAGACUUGGGCGCAGGGAGGAGCAGCAUAUUUUUCAGGAGGGCCCUCACUGGCGAGGGCUACAUGGGCUUCGAGCUGUUCAGCAUGGACUACGGGACUGCGGAGGUGCGAACGGCUCUCGAUGGGGGGGGAGAAGCAGGUGGAGAGGAAGAAGCACAUGAAGAGGAUGAAGGAAACGAAAAAUAUGAACCGAACGGAAAAGAUGAACCGAACGGAAAGGAUGAAGCGAACGGAAAGGAUGAAGCGAACCGAGAGGAUGAGACAGAUGGAGAGAGCGAAUCGUUCGAGUUGCUCGAAUCAGAUGGGUCAUCCAAAUCGUCCAAAUCGAACGCGAAGGCAGCCCCAUCUCUCGAAGGUCCCUCGAGGGGCAAAGACAUCCGCGAAAAAACGGAGAUCCCCAAAGCAAACAGAGACCACCGCACUGUCGACGAAUCGAAGUUGCUAAACUAUCUCUUCAAUAUCAACCAUAACGAAUCGGACAUGUACUACAAAUACUUUGAGGAAUAUUUUAACACAAACAAGGGGAACAUAUACUCGAAGCCGUUCUCCGUGUUUUAUAAUAAUUUUUUUCUGAAGGAAGAGGAAAACGUGUUUUUAGAGACUUACCUGAUGGAAGAGCGCAUCAGGGAGGAGGAGCAAGUAACCCUUCCCAGGGUGAACCACCCCCAGGGAGAAGCUCCCUCUGAAGAUGGUGAAAAAGGGCCAAGUGGUGAACAAAAUCCACCCCAAGCUUCAGAAUCAUACCUUGGUGAUAAGACGCACCUUGCACAUAACGACUACAGCGAGUUGCAGAGCAAAUUGAAUUCUUACGCAGAAUCGAGCGAAAACGUGGGCAACGCGGAAAAUGGGAAGGGUGUUAGCGAGCGGAAAAAGCACCUCAGCAGUGAAGACCAAAACGGGGAAAGCAGUUUUUCAUACGAAAGUAGCACUUCCCUACAGAGUGAUGCAAGUGUGCCUGACGGCGGAGGACCAAGAAGUAAUUUAAAAAAAACAAAUGUCAAAGGAGAUAGCUCCGAUUAUGGCGUCCCCCCUUAUGAUAACACAUACAAUGCUAAAGAGAAAACAAAUCAGAAAAAAAGAAGCGAGCAGGAGUACGUAACCAAACUGACACGCUCGUAUGAAGAAAUAAUUAGAAAAAAUAAUUUCUAUUAUAUCAUAUACCUUUAUGACAUAAACAACGCCCUGCGGUUUAGCAACUACACGUUGUCCAUAAAGAUGUUAUAUAGGCCUAUAUUGACCCACGUUUACUAUGACAAAAGUCGCCUAGCCGAAGAGGACAACGGGGAGAGAACAGGGGAGACGAACAAACAGUCUAACGAAUCAACCUCGGCGGAUACGUCAAGAAUGGACCACAUGAUAAGCGAAAGGUUUCUAAUAGUGCUGGACGCAUUUUACAAUUUAUUCUGCUUUAAAAUUAGUAAAGUAAAAAGCAAAGAUGCAGAUAAGCAGGAAUAUUUUCUAAAAUCAGAAAACAUUUUUAUUUUGCCUCUAAAUAGGGACAAGAGAUUUAUCGAGCCAAGGUGCUUCUACACACUGUUCGACAUUUUCCAUUACGUGUUUCUUAAUUACGACAAUUCUCUUCACUUUCUGCAUAUUUAUCUAGACAGGAACGAUCGUUACGAUUUUGAAUUUACUCGCACGUUUAGCAGCAGAGUGGACUAUCUCGAAGUUGUAAAGGGGAAGAAUUACUUUAAUUACUACGCUCUACCAGCCCCAAUAAAAUAUAUCUGGCCCCCGCCAUGCUAUUACACCUAUUUGCUUUACUACUACGUGGUUUACCUACUGUAUGGCAUUAAUGGGGGCAAGAAGGAGAAGCGUGGAAAAUCGACAAACCGACUUUCUGCAAGUGCAAAGGGAGGAACGGUGAAUGGUGAGGGGAAUUGCCAAGGAGGGGACAAAAUAAAUGCAGAGAAGGAGACGCAGUAUAAGGAAAAUGCCCCAAUGAUAGGAUCAUUAAAGGGGGCAGCAGAACCCUCUUCGCGAAGUGCUAACCAUUUUGAGGAAUUAGAAAACUGUCAACCAUACGAGUGUUCAGUCGAGGCAUCCUCUUUUGCCUUCUUCACGCUGAGCCCAUCGGAGGGGGGGAAACCAAACGAGAAGGUCAAAUUAUUUGAGAGCAUUUUCAAGGAUAAGCUAAAUAAACACUCAGAAAAUUAUAAAAGCCUGGUUCGAUUAAAAAAAAAAAUGAAUUGUGUAGACUUGAACCGAUGGGAAGGAUUCAGAAAGGAGGCGCUUUUUCACCUCAGCAAUUUUAGACACCUUAUAAAUAGUGCCCCUCUAUCUUAUAGGCCUAUUUUGCGUGGAGACAAAACGAACGAACAGUAUGUGGAGAGGGACACUCACUUGGGAAAAUAUGGCAAAACGUGGGAAGCGCAUUCCAAGUGGAAGGGGCAUAACACCUUGCUGGAAAAAUUUAUCCUUUCAGUAAUUCCUCAUAUACUAUACCAUGGAAACAAAAUUGAAAAUAAACUCAACCGGACAGUGCUGAAGUACAGUUUCUAUUCCAUUAUUGAAGAGCUCGAGAAUAAGGAGAAAUCUUGCUAUGUCUACCUUAGUAGCAACAACAAGAUGAGCGUAAUAAGUGUGAGUAAGUGCCCCAACCAGUUUUGCCUCCUAAACGCAUUAAAAAAUAUCGCCCUUUUUGGCAGCGACAGGUAUGUCAAUUGCCCGCUAGUGAUUUAUCGGCAUGUAGGGUUGUCCCGGUUUGCAGCUGAUCACAAUUCCCAUCUGCAUCACACUGUGCACCACAUGGGAUUGUGCAUACACAUCGUGUGCAGCCAAAUAUGGAAGGGGAAAAAAAAAAUGACCUUACCUAUCAGGGGGGAUGCAAACACAUCAAGGACGACAGAAGGACAGGCGAAGUCCAAAGAGAUUGCAAGAAACAAACGGAACACAAACAAUGCCAAUUCGUUUCAAUCCCCGUCUUCAUACGACAUAAUAAGCUUCAAAAUAAACAGCUACAUUGACACAAUUUUAUUUAAAUAUUUCAAACUGUACAGUAACGCAUACUCUUACAGAAAUGGGAAGUAUCAACCGGUGUAUGACUCAAAAUGGAGAAAAAAAAAACUUAGCCGAAUCAUCAUUAACAUUGUAACGAAAUACGUAACUUGGAACAUGUUCGCAACGAACAUUUUGGACAUCGUUUUGUAUAAAUCGCUUAACAAACUGAAUGACCUCUACAUUGCGGCAUAUAAAAUUAUUUACAACUAUGUCACGAGGCUGAGUAAUUCUCCAUACUAUGACAUCUUUACGGGAAAGGGCAGAGACGAUACCAUCUUGAAUAUAUCACCCGCGGUUUUAUACUCCCUCUUUUUGUCCAAGCAGUGCAGAGAGAGGAGCCCCACCAGCCGGUUAGAGGAUGCCCUGUUUCGUGGAGUGUUUGGUGUGAACAAUUCCCAUCUGAGUGAGGAACCGUAUUGUAACGAAUAUAGGACAGCACAUGAGGGAACGAAGCGGAAAGAUGCAGAGAAGGAAAACGGAGGGGUGGAAAAAUCGAACAAAAAAUUAAAGGAAAAAUUCAUUUCUUUUCUGAACGAAAUGGGCGCAAAUGUUUCCCCCAGCGACGCGCCAAAAAUUGGCCUUCUCAAGGAAGGUGUACAAGAUGAACGCGUUUACUGCGCUAUUCUUCAUUUGUUUAGGCUGAAAAGGGGGUUGGAAGCGUCCAGUGGAAAGACGAAAGUUGCUUCAGAGGAGGAAUCACCCCGCCAAUUGUGCAACAACGCGACGGAGGGGCGAAUUCCCCCGUUCGACGUCUACACUGAUUACGCGUACAAAAUAAACUGCAACGUUUACUACGCUUGCCUAUACCUGCUGUGCGUGCUGAAGAGGAGGCACGUCUUCCACCUCAUGUUUCUCCUAAAAAUGUUGCGAAAGUUUUGCAAAAUUCACAUCGCAGAGGUUGUUAUCAACAUUAUAAGGAAGAUGGAUCCCUACGUCAGCGCCAUCCUGAUGUAUGCCCUCGGCAAUUAUAUGCCUCACGAUUUCAUGCAUCUUUGCUUACCCAAUCAAAGGUACAACGUCUGCUCCCUAUUCAUCAUUAAUGUACAGAACUAUCUGGGCAUAUACGACGUUCGGAAAUUUUAUUGCAUGUACAUUCUCUGUAUGAGUCUCAGAAAUAAUAUUAAGUAUGCGGAAGGCCUGAUCAAUUUCAUGUCAAUACUGUUUUACACUCUGUUUGAAAAUAAGGGGGGACACUACCCAUUUCAUUGCAACUAUUUUGGGCUGCAAGAAACAACAAAAAGAAAAAUCAUGGAGAACGCCUUAACAAGAACGCACAGUAGUUGUGCCAACCAUGACGAUUUCCUCUUUCUCCUUUUGUGCGCAAACGCUUUUAACAACAUCAAAUUGGGGAAAGCAGAUGGGAUGAGUCUCUUCCAAUUUUUGCUAGGAAAUUCGAACACCGGUGACGCUAUGCUGAGCAGAAGAAGCCCAGACGCAGAGAGUGGCAGUCACAACCAGAAAAAUCAUUACGUAUACGAUGAAGAAGCAGUACACAGAGAAAGAAGAAAUAAACUCUCCCUGAAAAUCAAAACCUUCACUUUCAAGAAAUUCCAAAUGAACAAAAUUAUCUGCGAGUUUUUUUACAACCAGGAUGUGAUAGACUUUUUGUUAAACAAUAUCGAUUCGUUCGCCAAGCUGCACACGUGUAAUUUGUCCGUCUUUGAUUGCUCCCCCAGUCAACGGCGACUCCGUGCUUCCCCCCCAGAAGACGAACAAAGUGUAGCCCUAGCAGAAGUGAAAAAUAUCUACGUCAGGUUUAUCCUUCUGGUGCAAAACAUUGUGUGCUACUACAUUUACAACAUGCUGUGGUUCGAACUUUACUACUUUGUGACGGGCCUAAAGGUGGACGUUCUCUCCUUUUUCUCACAUUCGUACUUUUUCAAGUCGAGUUUGUUCCAGAAGGUGUUUUGGGGAAUCUGCCCCGUCGACGUUUCUCUGCAUGGCUACACCGAUUGGGAGUUUCAUUUUGUAAAUUUAGACAACUCAGGGACGGUUCCACAUGGUAAUGAAUCACCUCACCUGGGCAGCACCAUGUGGGAAGAACAGGGGGGACCCGUUGAGCACAGCGAAGGGGAAAAUCAUCCUAAGCGAAAAGAGAACAAUGAGCAUUGUAAAAAUAGCAAAGGAAACAAGCGAAGUGGCCCUAAGAUGAACCCCCCCAGCGGUAGUAAUGAAGACCUUCAUGAGGGGGAUCACCCCAGUGGGGAGAAACUCCAGGGAGGACGUUACGAUGACGGAAGCGGUGACGGAAACGAAAACGGAAAGGCUUCCCCACCACAAAACAUGUCGACCACUUUCAAAGAGAACUAUCAGGAAUACACAAAAUAUAUGAACCACAUGAAAAACUUGGGAACAAUUUUUGACAAAGUGGAAAAGGAAAACCAAGUUAUUAAUAAAUCUUUUUCACAGCAGGGAUCACAGAAGUGCUUUCUCAUCGAUAUAUAUAAAUCGUUUAAGAGCCAUUUUAAUAUAAGCUUCUGGACGAUGAAGAAGGGAAACCUCAAAAGGAAGGACACGUCCAGCGUGAGCGAAGAAUACACGCGAAGCGUGUCCAAGACGGAAAUAGAAAAUGAAAAAAACGACUAUCGCAGAAAUUUAUAUUCAUACAAUAUAUACAAUAAACUCACAAAUUACACUUUUCUGGAAACGCAUUUUGCUCCAUCUGUUUAUAAAUAUAUACCAAUUUACAACACGUUAAAAUAUUUAUACUAUUUCUUUCGUGUGUGUAAUGUCAAGAAUACGGAACAUCCCAAGAGAAUUUUUUUAUUGUUAAAAUUGCCGAUUCAUGCUUUGGCGCUAACGCUGUAUUGCAAAAAUUACGUAAUGCUGAACAUUUUGAUGAGCAUAUUUCCCCACCUCUACCACAUCAUCAAUUACAUUUUAAAUAUGAAUGGAACCCAUUUUUUAUAUAAAAAAAGGGAAGAAAGUGCGAAAAGGCAGAACGGCAUUAACGCAAAACAUGAACAAAGUGAAAAUGUUAAUUUUAUCUUAUCCAGUGAAGAAUUCAAUCGGAAGCUUUGCGAAUACUGUUAUGAGCAUAUUCUCCACUACAAGCGGAAAAGCAUAACGCCUUUUUCAAAGAGAAUAUGCCAAAAAAUUUAUGGAAAAGAAAUUUGCGACAGCGAAGACAUCUCCAGUAUGUAUGACCAUUAUAUGUCAUGCGAAUGUUUGAACAAUUUAGUUUUCUUGAGGAAGAAGCUGUCUGAUUUGAGAAGAAGCAUAUGA